Solanum dulcamara is the source of this 1036-nucleotide messenger RNA. RefSeq names its product MADS-box transcription factor 23-like. Gene Ontology annotation, biological process: positive regulation of transcription by RNA polymerase II. The transcript has 9 exons. NCBI's taxonomy places the organism in Eukaryota, Viridiplantae, Streptophyta, Magnoliopsida, Solanales, Solanaceae. Gene Ontology annotation, cellular component: nucleus. Gene Ontology annotation, molecular function: protein dimerization activity; RNA polymerase II cis-regulatory region sequence-specific DNA binding; DNA-binding transcription factor activity, RNA polymerase II-specific. The record is from RefSeq and is a predicted model, not a curated record. The coding region runs from base 85 to 795 and encodes 236 amino acids.
CUUUAGAAGACUUUGAUUUCAUUUCAUAUUGUUUCCAAAGCUCUCAACAACCCAAAUCUUUAAUUAGAGCUAGUAAAGCCCUAGAUGGGAAGGGGAAAGAUAGUGAUCCGAAGGAUCGAUAACUCAACGAGCAGACAAGUUACUUUCUCGAAAAGAAGGAAUGGAUUGUUGAAGAAAGCUAAGGAGCUCGCGAUUCUUUGCGAUGCUGAAGUUGGAUUGAUUAUUUUCUCCAGUACUGGCAAGCUCUAUGAGUUUUCUAACACCAGCAUGAAAUCAGUUAUUGAACGAUACAACAAAACGAAGGACGAACGUCAACAAUUGCACAAUCCACUCUUAGAACUCAAGUUGUGGCAGAGAGAGGCAGAGAUCUUGCGGCAACAACUACAGGAAUUGCAAGGAAUUCAUCGGCAAUUAUUGGGAGAGGAGCUAUGUGGUUUGGGCGUAAAAGAACAAACAAAUCUGGAGAAUCAACUGGAAAUGAGCUUAAGGAGCAUCCGUACGAAAAAGGAACAAAUAUUGAAGGAUGAAAUUCAAGAGCUAACUCGAAAGGGGAGCAUGAUACAUCAAGAAAAUUUGGAACUCUACAAGAAGGUAAAUCUCAUUCGACAAGAAAAUGCAGAAUUGUAUAAAAAGGCUUAUGGUACAAGGGAUGCUAAUGCAGUGAAUGGAAACAGUACCAACUAUCCCUAUCGCUUCACAGUGAGUAGAGAAGUUCAGGCCCCCAUCCAUCUGCAGCUAAGCCAGCCUGAGCCACAAAAUUUUGAGAUGCAAGCAGGAACAUCCAACUCAAGGUAGAUGUGAAUGGUGGCAGUAAAGAUCAAUGAUUUAACAACCUGAACUGCAGAGCAGCAGAAGAGGAAAAACUAAAACAAGGAUUGUAGUGUUUCUAUGAUAUAAUAUUAGUGUGGAGAUGCAAAGGCAUCUCAUGAAGUGUACUAUCUUAUUCAUAAUGGUAGCAUACAUUACCUGUGCUGCCAAUGUAAUUCAAACACUUGAUAUUGCACAUACGGAAAGCAGAGGCAUCAUAACUCCAAAG